CUCUGGCUAUGCCCAGAACCAAAAACCUCAAAAACGACAGUAGUAUAGGGUUUUACAGAGGUACACUCACAAUCCUCAAUAGAGACAGAAAAAGAGAAUGUGGAGACCAACGAUACUAGCAAGGAGAUCAUUUCUCAGUAAACUUUUAUCAAAUCAAAGCUUACAUGGCCUACAAAACAACAUAUCCAAGAAUCAAACUUUAGCUCCAGUGACAGUGAGUUCAUUUGAAUCUUCAUUUCGUUAUUAUUCUCAUUGGGUCUCUUCCAAAUCUUGUUUACAUCAAACAACUAGGCUUUUUUCAACAACCCCAUCUUCAGAUUCUUCAGAAUCUGAAUCUUUAGGUUCUGUACCCAUUGAAAAUGAUAAUAAAGAUACUGUUUUUAUAGACAAUCUUGAAGUUGUUUCAUCUGAAUCCGAUGAAGGGUUCUCUGGUUUUGGAGAUAAUAAGGUUGUAAUGGAAAAUGAUAAUAAAAACACUGUUUUUGGAGACAAUCUUGAAGUUGUUUCAUCUGUAUCCAAUGAAGGUUCCUCUGAUUUUGGAGAUAAUAAUGUUGUAAUGGAAGAUGGUGAAGAAGUGGAGGAAGUAAAAGAAUUAGAUUUGGAGAAAUUGGAGAGUGUGUUGUCUCUAUUGCAGAGUAGUGGUAGUAUUAAUGGAUCUAUUGAGUCUAGUCUUGAGGAAAUUGGGUUGUCUUUGAAUGAGGAGUUGGUUGUUAAAGUGCUCGAGACGCCAUAUAUACCUGGGGAGAAUUUGAUUUCUUUUUUCAAGUGGGCGUUGAAGAAACCCGAGUUUAGUGUGACGAAUAGGGCGGUUGAGUUGUUGGUUACAGCAGUUUGUAUUGAAGGUAGGAAUGUAUAUGCUUUAUGGGAUUUGGUUAAGGAGAUUGGAGAAAAGGAGAAAGGGAUAGUGAGUGCUGAGAUUCUUAAUGAAUUGAUUGCUUUACUGUCGAGGUUAGGUAAAGGAAAGGCUGCGUUCGAGAUCUUCAAUAAGUUUGGGGAGUUAGGAUGUGCUCCGAAUGCUGAUACGUACUAUUUUACAAUUGAAGCUCUUUCUAAGCGUUCGAUUUAUGAUUGGGCUUCUACUGUUUGUGAGAAGAUGCUAAAUGCUGAUAUGUUGCCUAAAGGUGGUGAGAAAGUCGGAAAAAUUGUUUCUUUUCUGUGUAAAGGAAAUAAGUCUAGAGAUGCGCACUUGGUUUACUUGUCGGCAAAGGAGAAAAAUAUUAGUCUGCCUGUAUCUUCUAUUAAGUUUUUGAUCAGCUCUCUUUGUCGCAAAGAUGAAAGCGUUAAACUUGCACUAGAGAUGUUAGAUGAGUUUCCUGAAAAAGAGCGGAAGCAUGCCAUUAAGUCGUUCUCGUAUGUCAUUAAUGGGUUGUGUAGGGCAAAAGAUGUAGACAUUGAUGAGGCCAAAAACCUGCUCUUAAAAAUGAUCGAUGCAGGACCGCCUCCCGGCAAUGCAGUAUUCAAUACGGUUAUUAAUGCACUCUCCAAGAAGGGAGAAAUGGGAGAAGCUAGGAAACUGUUGAAGGUGAUGGAGGUUAGAGGUUUGAAACCUGAUGUGUACACUUACAGUGUAAUUAUGAGCGGUUAUACAAAAGGGGGUGAGAUGGAGGAGGCUCGUAAGAUUUUGAAUGAAGCCAAAAAGAAGCACUCCAAGCUGAGUCCCGUCACUUAUCACACAAUUAUUCAGGGUUAUUGCAAGCUUGAAAAGUAUGACAAGGCUCUGGAACUAUUGGGAGAGAUGAAGGAAUAUGGUGUUCAGCCUAAUGCGGAUGAAUAUAACAAGAUUAUUCAAUCUCUCUGUCUUAAGGCUUUAGAUUGGACAACAGCAGAGAAGCUGCUUGAGGAGAUGAAGGAGAAUGGGCUGCAUCUAAAUGCAAUCACAAAGGGUCUUGUUAGAGCAGUUAAGGAGUUAGAGCAGGAAGAAGUAGGAACAAAUGAAAUAAUGACUACAGCAUAAUAGGUGAAUCUGUUGCAAGUCCAAAAAAGGGUGGACGCAUGAUAAAGUGAUAUUGGAUCUACGAGAAAGCAAAAGCCGUUUGGGACUAAAUGGUUUGAAACCUUACAAGCUCUUCAAACCAUUUGAAAACUGCUAUAGGCAUGAAAAAAUUAAUACGUCCAAGGCAUCACAAUUUGAACUGUUGACCAUUAGAGUGUUUUUUCUUUGUGAGCUCUCCUUCCAAUUGCAUUUUGAUUCCAACUAUUAUUUAUCUUUGUCUUUGCAUCUCUGGUUUCCUUGACAUAAAGGAGUGUCAUGAUGCUAUUGAGUAACCCAAAAGUGAGUUCGCUCAGUUGGAGGAACCUGUUGACGGUAACAUCUUUGAUCAUGCAUAGAAAUUGAAUUACGUAGGUAUAGCUUCUAAGUUGCAUGUUCAUGGACAUAUUGUAGGUUAGAGCUUGCAUGUUUCUAAUAGCUUCCUCCCUAAGGAAGUAUCCUAUACUGUUUUCACUAUAGACAAGUAUGCAUAUAUUGUAUCCUAUAGUGUAGUAGUAUCUUUAUAUACUUCGAGUAGGAA
This is a messenger RNA of Lycium ferocissimum, 2510 nucleotides long. RefSeq names its product small ribosomal subunit protein mS80 (rPPR6). Gene Ontology annotation, molecular function: protein binding. The record is from RefSeq and is a predicted model, not a curated record. NCBI's taxonomy places the organism in Eukaryota, Viridiplantae, Streptophyta, Magnoliopsida, Solanales, Solanaceae. The transcript has 2 exons. The coding region runs from base 98 to 1954 and encodes 618 amino acids.